Molecule: messenger RNA, 3279 nt
Organism: Chaetura pelagica (chimney swift)
Lineage: Eukaryota; Metazoa; Chordata; Aves; Apodiformes; Apodidae
Gene: TDRD7
Product: tudor domain containing 7
Exons: 16
Coding region: 1-3279 (1092 amino acids)
Biological process (GO): lens morphogenesis in camera-type eye; lens fiber cell differentiation; spermatogenesis
Source: RefSeq, a predicted model, not a curated record
AUGCAGGAGCCUGAACUUACUGCAAAAACACUGAGAGCCGUUCUUCACUCCUUUAAAAAUGGCGUACCUUUGUCUGAGCUUCAGGGCGAGUACAAAUCCCUGACUGGCGAGUGGAUUCCUUUCAGGCACCUGGGACAUGACACACUGGAAAGCUAUUUGGAGAGCAUCCCAGGAGUGGUCAGAAUGGAAGGGAACAAAACGGGAGAGGUCAUUUGCCAUGCUGUUGCUUGCAGUGAGACUGCACCAAUUGCUCAACUGGUGGCCCGGCAGAGGAGUUCCAAGAGAAAAAUGGGACGGCAAGUGAACUGCCAGAUGAGGCUAAAGAACACAUCUCCAGUCACAUUAGCAGGAAAGCCCAAAGGAACUUUGCGACAGCCCAAGACUUUGAGCAUGCCAGAACAAGGCAGCAAGAGGCCUGCUCCUCACCCACCACGAGGCAGAGGAGUGGCAUGUGGAGUGGUGAAACCUACGCUGGAGAGUGCCCGGUUUGCCUUGCCUCCAGGUGCUGGGACUGGAUCAUCUAAAGAAAUUCCCAUGCAGAGGCAUGUCACUGUGGUGAACAGGUCUGAGAAGAGACUAACUGUCCCAUCACGGUUUCAAAAAGAGUUGCAAGUUCACCUGUCCAGAAGCUCUUCUAUAGAUUCAAAUGACAACUUGAAUACGCCUGUUGCGGAGACACAUUCUGUUGCCUCUGGCCCUUCUGCUACUCAUAUCAAUGAAAUUCAAAGUCGCAUUAAGGAGAUCCUGAGCAAGUGCAGCAGUGGUGUCUGGGUGUCAAAGAUGCCGCAGAUCUACCGGGAAAGGUACUGGGAAGAGCUUAGCACAACAGUGCUCAAUCAACUUGAGAAAUGGCCCCAUGUGUGCACAGUGGAGAAAGUACACAGAGGUGAUCAGAUUGAUGGGCUUCUUUAUCCUGCUAAGAAAACAGCACCUACAGCAAAAAGUGAUACAGACCAAGAAAAGACAUAUCAGAAUGUUUCUUCAAAAGCUGACCCCUUAUUAAAACAAAAUGCGGAGACCACACCAGCAUCUCUUAGUAGUGACUUCAAGCAGAAAGUUGUUAACAUCUUGCUGAAGUAUUCCAGUGGUCUUUGGGCUAAUGCGCUUCCCAAACUGUACCAAGACACUUACCAAGUAAAAUUUCCAGAAGACAUUCUAAAUAACCUAGAUUUGCUCUCAGAUGUAUGUGUAGUGGAUUAUGUAUCUGAUGUUCCCAGGAAGGCCAUCCUAUACGCUAAGCCCCAAAGACGCCUUGAUGAAAAUCUGAAUGUCACUGAGAAAGUCCAGAAGCAGGAUGGUACGAAGGCCACGGCUGAACAGCAGUAUGAAGGAUCCAAGGGCCAAUAUCCAGAGAACAUAAGUGUUCCACCUCUAAUCAUUCCAUCGGAAGGAUCUGUGUCUGUCCUCGUGAUAGAACUAAAAAAUACUAAUGACGUCCUAAUUAGGUAUGUGGGUAAAGAAUAUUCUUCUGCCCAGGAACAAAUGGAAGAUGACAUGAAAGCAUACUACAGUCAGAAUAGUAGAGUGUCAAUAGCUCAGUCUCUGAGCAUUGGGCAACUUGUUGCAGUACAUGCUGAAGAAGACGCCUGGUUGCGUGCUCGGAUUAUUUCUCUAGAAGACAAUAGAAUAAAGGUAUGCUAUGUUGAUCAUGGCUUCAGUGAGUUUGUUGAAAGCAACAGUGUGUACAAACUGCAGAAACAGUUCUAUUCACUUCCAUUUCAAGCUGCAAAAUGUAAACUGGCAGGACUGGAAGCCUUCUGUGAUGACCCUGUCCUGGUAAAAACUGUGGAAUCACAGACAUGCUCCAAGAUACUUGCUGUGGAAAUACUGGAAAAGGGUGAUAUUCCUCUUCUUGUUCUCUAUGACACUUCCGGAGAAGACGAUAUCAACAUCAAUGCUAAUUGUCUGAAGGCAUUGUAUGACAAGUCCCUUGAACUGCACCUACAGGUUGAUGCACUAUACACAAAUGUCAGAGUAACCAGCGUUUUCUCUGAUGGAAGCCUAUAUUGCCAAGUGCCAUCUAAAGGCUUGUCCAAAGUUUCUGAAAUCUUGCAGAAACUAGAAGACUUCUUCCAUUACAAGCAAACAUCUGAAUUCAAUGUAUCACUACCUUUCUGUGGCAAAAUCUGCUUGCUGUCUUCCAAAGGAAAAUGGGCACGUGUAGCGAUAAGAAUUAUUCACACCAGACGGGCACUUGAUGUGCAGUUCAUGGAUACGGGAACAGUUGGAACUGUGAAAAUAUCAGAGCUUAGAGAAAUCCCACCACAAUUCCUGAGAGAAGUAAUUGCAAUACCUCCUCAGGCUGUAAAAUGCUGCCUAGCAGAUCUGCCCCCUAACACUGGCAUGUGGACUCCAGAUGCUGUGCUGUGGCUGAGAGACACUGUAAUGAAUUGUCCUGAAUUUAGCAUGAAGGUGGUUAAACAGGAUGGUUCAAAGGGAAUUGCGCACAUUUACUUGUUCACUCCAGAGGACUUCCCAGAUGUGGAUCGUAGUGUCAAUCGACAGAUCAAAAAUGCAGACUUGUGGAAGCAUCAAAAAGAUGUUUUCUUGAGUGCUGCAGCCAGUAGGACUAGCUCCAUGAAAGUGACAAGUGAUGCUGUUUCACAGUCAACUAGUGGAAGGCUAGAGAAGAGUUCAUCUGAUCCAGCCAAAGAACCCAGCAGUACAGUGUCUACCAUUGAUAUGCCUCCACCUCUACCCUUGUCAAAGACUGGUGAGCUCAUGGAUGUCUAUGUCUCAGUGGCAUGUCAUCCAGGUCACUUUAUUGUCCAGCCUUGGAACGACCUACUUAAACUGGAAGCUCUAAUGGAAGAAAUGAUCUUGUACUACAGCAGGGCAGAGGAGAAAUCUGUGAACAUCGAAAAAAACAAGAUUUAUGCAGCUAAAAUUGAAAAUCAGUGGUACAGGGUCCUUGUGAAAGGAAUUCUUAGAAAUGGGUUUUUGUCAGUGUAUGAGCUGGACUACGGUAAACAUGAAUUUGUCAGCAUAGAGAAAGUACAGCCACUCGUGGAUAUGUUUAGAAAACUACCUUUCCAAGCUAUAACAGCUCAGCUUGCAGGGGUGGAAAGCCAGCAGUGGUCAGAAGAGGCAUCGAUAGUGUUUCGGAAUCUUGUAGAGAAGAAGGCCUUGGUGGCACACAUACAGGCAGUUAUUGAAAGCACUAACUCUUGGGAUCGAAAAAUAGUGACUUUUCUCGUGGACACAUCUCUUCCCGAUACUGAUAUAUGGAUCCAUGAUUUUGUAUCUCAAAGCCUUGUGGAAUUUUCAAAGGAUGAUUAA